Penicillium olsonii is the source of this 1821-nucleotide messenger RNA. The record is from the annotation of a GenBank genome assembly. Lineage: Eukaryota; Fungi; Ascomycota; Eurotiomycetes; Eurotiales; Aspergillaceae.
AUGGCUGAUACGCGAGAUUUUGCCUCCGAGGCAACCGAGAACGACUCUGCCUCUGGCGAGACAUCCCCGACCCUCCCCCGCCAGAGCGCUCCCUCCGUCCUUCCCCCGCGCGACGCAGGGGGUCUCUCGGCCUCCUCCACACAUUUGGGCCAGAUCAAUGCCGCGCGCCGGGGUGCGGGACCCUCACCGCACCCCCAGCCCGCGAUGAGCUCCAAAGCAGCCGGGGGGUUAAAUCAGGACAUCAUGGCCAAAAUGAAGGCUUUCUCCCUGUCCCGACAAGGGGCUCCACUGCCACACACGGCGUCGACCGGGCAGAUUCCCACGUCGCAAGCGCCCGGGGGCGGCGCACUCGCUGGCCGACUCCCCCCGACCGCACGCCCCAGCCCCCAGCCCUGGACCUCUUCCCCCUCCGUUCCGGCGGCCUCCCCGGGCCCGGCCUCGCCGCGACCGGGUGGACUGGCGGCGAAGCGCAUGAAGCCGGGCCUCAAGCUCUCCGAUGUCACAGGGCCGCCCACUCCGGCUGCGGGGACUGAUCAAAAGCCCGAGGAGCCGAGUCGCGAGUCUGCGUUCAGCAAGUAUUCCGAAUUUAUCAACACGCAAGAAGGCACUUUGAACUUCAAGAACAAGGCCGUUCUACACGGUGGUGGUGUUGAGUUUUCGUCGGGCCACAGCUUCAAGAUCUCUUUGGAUGAGGUUGAUCGCCUGGAUGAGCUCGGCAAGGGCAAUUAUGGAACCGUUUACAAAGUCCGACACAGUCGCCCACAUCUCCGCAAGCCAGGACAGGGCCUGGGUGGCAUUGUGAGCCGGACGGCUGAGGACGGGAGUCCAGAGGCCGGGCCCAACCAGUUGUCAGGCGUGGUCAUGGCCAUGAAGGAAAUUCGCCUGGAGCUGGACGAGGCCAAAUUUGCACAAAUUAUCAUGGAGCUAGACAUUCUACACCGCUGUCUCUCUCCCUUUAUCAUCGACUUUUACGGCGCAUUCUUCCAGGAAGGUGCGGUCUACAUGUGCGUCGAGUUCAUGGAUGGCGGCUCGAUCGACAAACUUUACGAGGGUGGUGUCUCUGAGAACAUUUUGCGGAAGGUCACCCUCUCCACUAUCAUGGGAUUGAAAUCAUUGAAGGACGAUCACAACAUUAUUCAUCGCGAUGUGAAGCCCACGAAUAUUCUCGUCAACAGCAAGGGCCAGAUCAAGAUUUGCGACUUUGGUGUCAGUGGCAACCUCGUUUCCAGCAUCGCCAAAACGAACAUUGGUUGUCAGAGUUACAUGGCCCCCGAGAGAAUCGCGGGAGGUGGCAUGCAGCAGUCCGGAGCGCCGAGCGCUGGAACAUACAGUGUACAAAGUGACAUUUGGAGUCUGGGAUUGUCUGUCAUUGAAUGUGCCAUGGGCCGAUACCCAUACCCCCCAGAAACCUUCAACAACAUCUUCAGCCAGCUUCAUGCCAUCGUUCAUGGAGAUCCCCCCACAUUGCCUGCCGAAGGCUACUCCGAAGAAGCCCACGCCUUCGUCCGGGCCUGUCUCGACAAGAACCCGAAAAACCGACCUUCCUACGACAUGCUCCUUCGACACGCUUGGCUCGCACCCCUCAUGCAGCCACCGACCGAGUCAGGUGAAGACGCCCCGCCGGAGGAUUCCGACUCCGGAGAUGCCGCCUCAUCCGCGAUCACCGAAGACAAAGAGGUUGCUGAGUGGGUGCAAAGGCAAAUCAAGCUCCGGGAAGAAGGCACCCUCCAUAUCUCCGAGAAACCAGCCCUCCAUGCUGUCGCGCUGGACCAGGUCGGCACCCCCACCGAAGCUGAUGCCCCAGCUCCGCAAGAUGACUGA